Orussus abietinus is the source of this 2700-nucleotide messenger RNA. RefSeq names its product regulator of nonsense transcripts 3A (gene Upf3). The transcript is spliced from 6 exons. The record is from RefSeq and is a predicted model, not a curated record. NCBI's taxonomy places the organism in Eukaryota, Metazoa, Arthropoda, Insecta, Hymenoptera, Orussidae. Gene Ontology annotation, cellular component: nucleolus; cytoplasm. Gene Ontology annotation, molecular function: mRNA binding. Gene Ontology annotation, biological process: nuclear-transcribed mRNA catabolic process, nonsense-mediated decay; positive regulation of translation. Bases 168 to 2054 code for a protein of 628 amino acids.
UUCUAUGGAGACUUCUGAAUUCUUUGCGGGUAGUAAACGGAAGACGUUUGUUUUGUUGACUCGUUUGAAAAUUGUUCGCCCACAGUAUUUAGUUCCGCAGAAGCUGUGAAUCGAAUGAUAUCAGAAGACGCUGUAAUUCAAGAGAAAUUAGACGGUUUAUAGUGAAAAUGACCGAGGAAACACAGCAGCCGGAGGCACCCGCGCAAACAGAGUCACAUUCCAUUAAUCCGGAUGCAGCUAAACUUCGCGAUAAGAAAGAGAAAUGCCGACCUAUGACAAAGGUUGUAGUGCGACGAUUGCCCCCGUCAAUGACACAGGAUCAGUUCCUUGAGCAGAUUUCUCCAUUACCUGAGCAUGAUUAUCUGUACUUUGUCAAGGCUGAUAUGUCUAUGGGCCAGUUCGCAUUUUCACGUGCUUAUAUUAACUUCGUUGAACAACAAGAUAUCUUCAUUUUUCGAGAGAAGUUUGACAAUUAUGUGUUCGUUGACGGCAAAGGUACUGAAUAUCCGGCGGUUGUGGAAUUUGCACCUUUUCAACGGCUACCUAAGAAAAGAGUUGGGAAAAAAAAGGAUCUUAAAUGUGGCACGAUAGAGUCAGAUCCUUAUUAUGUCAGUUUCUUGGAAAGCCUUAAGAAUCAAGAGGCUGAUUCUGGAGUGAGUCAGCCAAAGACAGAAUAUUCGUAUCAACCACCUGACAACACACCGAAAAAGGUUACGAGUACACCGCUUUUAGAAUAUUUGAAACAACGGAAGCAAGAGAAACAGCGACUCAGGGAUGAGAAACGUGAAGAAAGAAGACGCAGGGAUAUGGAAAGACGAAGAGCCAAAGAGGAACCAACUAUAUCUAAGGUGUUAAAGAAUCCAGACCAAGAAAAAGAUACGAGCAUGAAAGAGAGUAAGGAAGAUAAAGAUGAGAAGGUCUCUCCUAAAGACACGAAAAUUCGUAACAAGAGGGAAGAUAAAGUGCGGGAGAAAUUGCCAAGAGACCGAGAUAUUAAACCACUGGUGAAAGGUUACAGAGAAAGGGACGACAGGAAUAAAGAGAGAGAAAUGAAACAACACCGGAAACACGACGAAAAGAAACCGUAUGGAAGGAAGGAAGAGAGAGACAAUCUUAGAGACGACAGGAAAAUGGAGUUGAAGGAGGAACGAAAGGUUGAACCGAAAGAUGAGAAUAAGGAAUUUAAGGAAAGACGAGUGGAGGAAAAACGUGGUAAGAGUUACGAGAAAAUGAGACAGGAGAAGAAAAGACUAGCCGAAACGAAGAAGCAAAGUGUUGAAACUGUUGCAGAAGGCAAUAAUGGUACAAAACCAAAGAAAGAUGACCGAGACCUGGUGCAAAGGAAGGAGAAGAAGGUCGAGGUGGUGCCUGUGCCGAAACGAGUAGAAAAAUGUCAAGUUACUAAGGACGAUGUUAAGAAAAGUAACGAUAAGUCAAGAGUCAAAGCAGAGGACGAUGAUGUAGAACCAGGAGAGGAUAGUAUGAGAGAAGAACAGGUGGAAACUGAUGAAGCAAUAAAAGAACCGAAUGCUCGGGAUACGGAUGCAUUAACAGGGACGCAAGAGGAAGGUGAAUCUUCUGAAGUAGCAAAAUCAAGGUCUAUCGAGGAAAUAGAUAAAGAGACGAGUAACGAUGGACGCGAUGCGAUGAUCGACGUGAAAAUUACCAAGAGAAGAAGCUCGUUGGAAAGUGGAGGAGAAGGCGGAGGUGGCGAUGGAGGGUGUCUUCGUCGUCACAAAUCAUUAGAUGGUGGCGACCAAAAUAAUUUGAAGAAGAACGAGAGCGACGAUAAAGAAAAGGACAAGAAAGAUCCACGAUUGGAACGCAGAAUCAGAAAUAAGGACCGACCUGCAAUGGAAAUCUAUCGUCCUGGAAUGGGGAAGUUUAGUAAGCAACGGUUAGAGCGGGAGAAAUCUAGUAACGACGAGCGUGCUUCUCUUUCCCAGAGCCCAACUCCUAGCUCAGCAACAUCCAAUGCCUCGAAAACAGGAAAAUCGAACACUGAAGUUCGGUCGAUGACGUUUAAGCGCAGCGUCAGUCGUGAUUUACCAUAGCAAUCGGUAUUUUACGUUGAUCGUAAUACGAUUUACACAAGUUCUUAGGCUGUGUCUCAAUCAGAGUUGACUGCGAAAACUGUUCGUUUAAACCUCGCGCAAAGAUACGAAGGAUCUCAUGUUGCAAAUGUCGAGAGAACUGUUUUCGUCUUCUUGCAGUGGCUCCAAAACGCGAUUUUUCGGUGAGAAACGACUUAGGAGUUAUCGAAGAAUAGUCCUUCUCAAUCGAGCUGUCGUUGCCCAGUUUCUCACUAAUGGGUAAGGAUAGUGACGAAGUGAUUUCAGAAAGUUUUCAUCUGCGCUUCGGUUCGACCUCUGAAAUCAACCGACACCCUCUAGUCUCGUUACAGGUAAUUCUCUUUAUAAGAAUCAUGCCGAUAAUCAAGACGUUUCUGAGAAUAGUAAGGCGCGCAUAACUUUCCAGCUACCGGAGAUUCUUGUCGGCGUGAAGGAGAAUCUUUGAGGUCUACAUGCAAUAAUUCUCACGAUCAUAUGACUCUUCUUUUUUGUUUUGAGGAUGAAAGUGUUGGCGUUAACGCACAUUCAUGAAUAAUAGGUGUAUCAAUGACAUACAUGUUCACAAUCGAUCAGAAUUGGUAUUAACAUUGUAGAAAUCAUGUACUAAUAAUAUAAAUGUUACAAUUUU